ACAAAAACGGCAUUUCUGACACGUAUACACGCGUGUAUGCGCUUGCAGCGACGGCCCGUGCUUGCGUACCUUGUGUGUGCAUAGACCUUUCGAAACAGGCCGCGCUCAAGCGUUCGGCGCGCCUGCAGACGGACCCGAAUCCCGGCGCGCCAUGCCGCCGUCCAAAACUCGACGCGGCCGACGGUCCGGAAAAGACCGCGCUCAAGAAAACGCGUCAGAAACAACGUGUGUCUGGCUAGAUGGGCACUGUCGCGGAACAGACAACCGCGGAAAAAGCUUCUCAACUCUGGAUUCUUGGUGGAAACGCUAUACGAAAAACGCACCCGCCAAGUGCGCAAACGCAAAACCUUCGUCCAGCACGUCGAAGGAAAAAAAACCGAGUGACGACUGGUAUUCCGUAUGUGAAAGGUACUGGGAACGAGUAGAGGCGACGAACAACGGAAUGCUGGGUGGAUUCCCCGAUAUCAGUUCAAUCGACUUGGCAUCAUCUUAUAAAUUCUUGACGUCUCUCCUCAAAGUCAACGACGCGACCGUCGGGACAGAAUCCAACCGACAUAAUAAAAGAGCAAUUGACGUAGGCGCCGGAAUCGGCCGCAUCACCAGUGGCCUCCUUGCAAAAAUAUUCGAUCAAACCGAUUUGGUAGAACAAUCUCAAUCCUUUGUCGAUCGAGCACGUCUCGAACUGAAGCAAUUGAUCAACGCCGGAAAAAUAGGAUCCAUCUAUUGCUCCAACCUCCGGGACUUCUCGUUCGAGCACUCGUAUGAUCUCAUAUGGAUCCAGUGGGUCCUGAUGUACCUCCUCGAUAUUGACUUGAUUUCCUUUUUGAAAAGAGCGAAGCAAGCGUUGGAAUCAGGCGGCAUGAUCGUGAUAAAAGAGAAUCACACGCACUCCGGAUUCUACGCAGACACGGAAGACGGCUCUGUUAUACGAUCAGAUGAUCACUUCAAACUUUUAUUCAAGGCUGCGGGCUUGAAUCUGGUUGCUGAGGAAACCCAACUCAACAACUUCCUGGACCAACUGUUCCCAAUUAAAGCGUACGCCCUCAACUAAAAACCACAUCACGCCUCGCCUGUACUCUUUUCGAAUUUACCAUUUGAAAUAGUACCAUAAAACGCAAAAUAACACAACGACCACGCACAUGCCAGAAUAAACUAUUAUCUGAUCGACAAUCUGUCUCCUUCGAA
Molecule: messenger RNA, 1185 nt
Organism: Schistocerca gregaria
Lineage: Eukaryota; Metazoa; Arthropoda; Insecta; Orthoptera; Acrididae
Product: N-terminal Xaa-Pro-Lys N-methyltransferase 1-like
Exons: 3
Coding region: 152-1051 (299 amino acids)
Biological process (GO): N-terminal protein amino acid methylation
Cellular component (GO): cytoplasm
Molecular function (GO): methyltransferase activity
Source: RefSeq, a predicted model, not a curated record